This is a messenger RNA of Gossypium raimondii (Peruvian cotton), 1426 nucleotides long. RefSeq lists its product as uncharacterized. The coding region runs from base 191 to 922 and encodes 243 amino acids. The transcript has 3 exons. The record is from RefSeq and is a predicted model, not a curated record. Lineage: Eukaryota; Viridiplantae; Streptophyta; Magnoliopsida; Malvales; Malvaceae.
UAUUAUGAAACCACAUGACUGCCGUAAAUCAAAAUCCCCAUUGUAAUUCGAAACAAAUUGAACUUCCUUGAUCCGUGUAAAACCCUAAAAACGCACAAAAUUUUAGUACAACGUUCUUCCCUUUUCCCUGUUAAUAGAAACAUAAAAAAGAAAGGUAUUUUUUUCCAACAGAUUGAAUGCAAAGCAACCGAUGGGAGAAGAAAACAAGAAGAUUAGGAAAGAAGAGGUAAUUGCAAAGCUCAAGGACGAUGGUGACUUCGACAAGCUCCGUCUCAAAAUCAUCCGCAAGCUCAAGGACAACGAAGAAUUACGCAACAACAUCAUUUCAGCUGUGAAGCAGUCGGCAGCACUUAACCGUCCUGGCGCUGAAAACAUGAAAGUAAGGCAACUAUCAGAUGCCAUUCAUGAUGAGGUUGGGAACAAAGUGAUGGGCCAGAUUUCAGAUAGUCUCUGGGAAAUAAUAAGAUCGGAAGGUAGCAUGAGAACUGAAAUUACAGAAACGGUACAAUCUGUUUACGAUAAAUUAGCUAAUCCUCAAGGGAAAGAAAAAGGUGAAUCAUCUGUCCGUGAAAUGGUACAUGUUGAAAAGGAAUCUGAGAGUAAUGGUACCAUUAAGGCCACAGCUAGAAGAGUCGAUGAGACAUUAUCUGAUGGUGAUCCACAAGAACCACCAGGUUUCUCUAUGUCAAAUAAUCGUCACAGCAACCACUGUCAGCAAUCUCACAAGGCUAAACAGCAGCUUCCUAGGCCUUAUGAUGGAGCUUUGAAGAACUGUAAGGAAGAGCCCAGUCACUCACAGGAGGGGCAGGAACAAGAUGAUGUUGAUGUUUGUGUGCCACCUGGCUUUUCUGUAGAUAUUGAUCAGAAGCAUCCGUGUGAUGUCAGUGAUGAUGACCCUGAUGUGCCUCCUGGAUUUGGUUGAUGAGAGUAAACUUGCAAGUUGUUUCCCACAGCCAUCGUGAUGUAAAUGUUGCACUAUAAAUGGAUCAGUCGUGAACUACUGAGACGGUAUACCUUUUUCUCUGCUCUAAUGGCCUCUCCUUUCUGUUUUCAGUCGGGGUGGGAACCUUUUAUCUGCUAAUUGUGAUAACCCGAUUCCCUAUUCCUUUUUGAUAAUUUUUUCUAUGCUAGCAUUCUUGAGAAUCAGCAAGGGGUUACUAAUAUUGUAAGAGGCUGUUUUACAAAAAUAACCAUUCUUAUUGUCAUCUGUUGGUUUUCACUAGUUCCUAAUCUCUGUUGCUUUAUUUCAUUGUUACUAAUAACUGGUUUAUUGGAGCUUUUGAAAAUGCACAAGGUAUGGAUGUGAAAAUUGAAACUGUAUGUACCUCUUAUUUGAACGACUUUCUAGAUUUUGUAUCGACUCUGUAUCUUCCCUUUUUUGGAGAAAUUUACCUUAAUUCCAGCAGCAAACAGGCUGAUUUUCCAA